AUGAAUGAAAGUUUUAAUAAUAAUUAUUUGGAUAAUGUUUAUUUAGAAUUUAAUUUGUUUAAUAAUUUUUUAAAAGAAUUAAAUGAAAAAAUCAAAUAUAGUAAUAAUGAAAAUUAUACGUCCAUUUACGACUGUUGUAUUGAAAAUAUUUAUAACAUACAUAAUAAAUUUAAUGCAUGGAAUAAUAAUAAAGAACAAAUAGAUGAUAAGUUUAUAGAAUAUUUUUCUCAAAAUUUUAUAUUAAAUAUAAAAACAUUUUUAAGGAAUAACUUCUGCAUAAUAGAUAAUAAUUUGGAAAAUCUAAAAAAUAAAAAUAAAAAAUUGAUUGAAAAACUACAGUUAGGCUUAGAAAAUGCAGAAAAUCAAGAAAACUAUAUAUACGAAUUAGAAAAAAACUUAAAUAAUGAAAAAGAAAAAAACAGAAAUAUAAAUAAUUUACUUGACAAAAUAAAUAAUUUAAUAGAAGAAAAUGAAAAAUUAAGGAAUAAAAAUGAGCAACUAGAAUUAUCAUCUAUGAAACAUAAAGAAGAAAAUAGUAAAAUAAAAGUAGAAUUAAAAAAAUAUGUAUCUCUUUAUGAAAAAAAUAAAAAAUGUGAAAGUAAAAUUUUAAGUUAUAAUGUUUUAAACAAAAAAAUGAGUACUUUAUUUAAAAAAAUAAAUAAUGAUGUUCAAAAUAAUAGAAAUAAUAAAACAUUAGAAAAAAAUAGAAGUUAUAGCUUUAAUUUUGUGCAUACUCUUCAAAGUAUUAUGAUUAAUGAUAUUAAGCAUUCAAAUAAUAAUAAUAAUAAUAAUAAACAUAAUCUAAUAAUAAAUGAUAAUUAUUCUAAUAAUAAUAUUACAGAAAAUAAUAGUAAAAAAAUUCAUAAAUUAGGAAGAAACAUAAUAAGCUAUGAAAGAAUUAAUAAACUGAAUAAUUCAAAUACUCCUAGAGAAAGCAAUAAAAGAGUAUAUCAUAAAAAAUUAACUACUUAUAAAAUUUAUAAUAAUAGUGAUAUAACGUGUACAGAAGAAAGUGAUAAUAUUUAUAAAAAUAUUGAAUAUAUAAAUAGAAAAAUUACAAAAAGAAUAGAUAAUAGCAUUGAAGAUUGUAUUAUAAAAGAUAUUAAGUUAAAAAACUUAAGUAGUUUAAAUGAUUCAUUUUUUUCUCGGAGUAAUUAUUCUAGUGCUACACUAUUGAUGGAUAUAAAAAAAACACUAAGAAAUAAUAGAAUAUAUUUAAUAAACUCUAUGCUUAAAAAACAUAUUGAUAAAAUUGAAAAAAAAAAAAAAAAAUCAAGAAAAUUGUUGAAAUUACACCAAAAAUAUAAUUUAAAAGAUGAUAUUCAAAAUGAAAGAGAUCAAUCUUAUUCCCUAAACAGCAUGAUAAUAGAAGAUUAUAGAUGCGUUAUAAAUAAUUUUUAUGAAUGCAUAAAAAAUGAUAUAAGGAAAAUUCUUGAGAACACUGAUGAUAUAAAACUGGAGCUUUUUUCUAAUUACUCAAAAAAGAUAAUAAAAGAGAUACAUGAUGAAAAAAAUAUACUAAAAAAAAAAAAAAUUGAUAAAAUUACCAGAAAAUUUCUACGACAAAUUGAUUCAUACAGGUUGCAUGAAAAAGAUUUUCUUCAUAAUUUGACAAAAGAAGAAAAUAAAAAUGAUAAAUAUUUCAACUUAAGUUACAAUAAAUAUGAUUCAUUUGAUUUACGUAAAGUUUUAAAAACUAAUUGCCAUCAAGUUUUUGAUAGUGAUAAUGAAGAAAAUUUGUCUUUUAAUUUUUACGAAAAUAGUGAUUUAAAAAUUAUUGACAGAUUAAAAGAUUUAAAAAGUAACAUAUCUUUUUAUAAAUUAUAUGAUUUAAUUGAUUUUUCUUACAAAAAAUAA
Plasmodium relictum is the source of this 1857-nucleotide messenger RNA. RefSeq names its product conserved Plasmodium protein, unknown function. The record is from RefSeq and is a predicted model, not a curated record. The transcript is spliced from 6 exons. The coding region runs from base 1 to 1857 and encodes 618 amino acids. Lineage: Eukaryota; Apicomplexa; Aconoidasida; Haemosporida; Plasmodiidae.